GGGGCGCAGGGCGAGCCCGGCGGGUCCGCAGGCUCCGCCCUGCCCUGUCCGGGCCCUGAGAAAAGGCCGACGCGGCGGGGACAGCUGAGCGUGAGCGGCGGCGGGGAGGGCAGUUUUGUCUUUUAGAGAGCGAAAUGUCAUCAGUGGAAUCACACCAGGAGCAGUUGUCUCAGUCAGAUCCAUCCCCAUCACCAAACUCAUGUAGUUCCUUUGAGUUAAUAGACAUGGAUGCUGGCGGUUUGUAUGAACCAGUUUCUCCACACUGGUUUUAUUGUAAGAUAAUAGAUUCUAAGGAGACAUGGAUUCCUUUCAACUCUGAGGAUUCCCAGCAACUGGAAGAGGCAUAUGACUCUGGAAAAGACUGUAAUGGGAGAGUUGUCCCCACGGAUGGGGGAAGAUAUGAUGUUCAUUUGGGGGAGAGGAUGCGGUAUGCUGUAUACUGGGAUGAACUUGCAUCGGAAGUGAGACGAUGUACCUGGUUUUACAAGGGAGACAAAGACAAUAAAUAUGUUCCCUACUCGGAGAGCUUCAGCCAAGUGUUAGAGGAAACUUAUAUGCUUGCUGUAACUCUGGAUGAAUGGAAAAAGAAACUGGAGUCUCCCAACAGAGAAAUUAUUAUAUUACACAAUCCAAAGCUCAUGGUGCAUUACCAGCCAGUUGCAGGGUCUGAUGAAUGGGGUUCAACACCCACUGAGCAAGGUCGACCAAGAACAGUGAAGCGAGGUGCUGAGAACAUCUCUGUUGACAUUCAUUGUGGAGAACCUUUACAAAUAGAUCACUUGGUUUUUGUAGUUCAUGGAAUUGGACCGGCUUGUGAUCUCCGCUUUCGAAGCAUUGUACAGUGUGUGAAUGAUUUUCGAAGUGUUUCCUUAAACUUGCUACAGACACAUUUUAAGAAAGCCCAAGAAAAUCAACAGAUUGGAAGGGUAGAAUUUCUUCCAGUCAACUGGCACAGUCCUUUGCAUUCUACAGGUGUAGAUGUAGAUCUGCAGCGGAUAACCCUGCCCAGCAUCAACCGCCUCAGACACUUCACCAACGACACUAUUCUGGAUGUCUUCUUCUACAACAGCCCCACCUACUGUCAGACUAUUGUGGACACAGUAGCUUCUGAAAUGAACAGAAUAUACACACUUUUUCUGCAGAGGAACCCUAAUUUCAAAGGCGGUGUAUCUAUUGCUGGUCAUAGUUUAGGUUCGCUUAUAUUGUUUGAUAUCCUAACAAAUCAGAAAGAUUCUUUGGAGGGUAUUGACAAUGAAAAGUGUUCACUAAAUACCGUUAUGGAUCAAGGAGACACACCAACACUAGAGGAAGAUUUGAAGAAACUUCACCUCUCUGAAUACUUUAAUAUCUUUGAGAAGGAGAAAGUAGAUAAGGAAGCUCUGGCUUUAUGUACAGACAGAGAUCUUCAGGAAAUGGGAAUUCCCUUAGGACCAAGAAAGAAGUUACUAAACUAUUUCGGGACCAGGAAACAUUCAGUGGGUAUUAAUAGACCAACUAUACCAUCAGCUUCAGAGGUGAACAGUCCCAAAGAAUCUGAAUUCUGCAGUACUAGAAAUGUUACUAAAAAUGAUGAUUGUUUAGAUGUUGGCAUCGGGCAGGUGUCUAUAAGAUACCCCCGUCUCAACUAUAAACCAGAAAUAUUCUUUGCCUUUGGAUCUCCCAUUGGAAUGUUUCUUACAGUUCGAGGACUGAAAAGAAUUGAUCCUAAUUACAAAUUCCCAACAUGCAAAGGUUUCUUCAAUAUUUAUCAUCCUUUUGAUCCUGUGGCCUAUAGGAUUGAACCAAUGGUGGUUCCAGAUGUAGAAUUUGAGCCAAUGUUGAUCCCACAUCAUAAAGGCAGGAAGCGGAUGCACUUAGAACUGAGAGAAGGCUUGACCAGGAUGAGUAUGGACCUUAAGAACAAUUUACUAGGUUCACUUCGAAUGGCCUGGAAAUCUUUCACCAGAGGUCCAUACCCUGCUUUACAAGCUUCAGAAACAGCAGAAGAAACUGAAGUAGAACCUGAGUCAAGUUCAGAGAAGUCCAGUGAUGUUAACACAGAAGAGACUCCUGUGAUAAUUAAAGAAGAAGUCCCUCCCAUCAAUGUGGGCAUGCUUAAUGGAGGCCAGCGCAUUGACUAUGUGCUACAGGAGAAACCCAUUGAAAGUUUUAAUGAAUACUUAUUUGCUUUGCAAAGCCAUUUAUGCUACUGGGAGUCUGAAGAUACGGUAUUGCUGGUCCUCAAAGAGAUCUAUCAAACCCAGGGUAUUUUUCUUGAUCAGCCCUUGCAAUAAAAGUGCCCCAUCUGUGGCUGCUUAAUACGGACAUUGAGGGUGCCUUCCCCCAAGAAUUUUGCCGCAAUUUUCUUCUCUUCAACUGCAUCAUUUCUGCAUGUUGCCUGCCACUUACUCACCAUUGGGUCUUUGGAAGAUAUUUCUUUUUAGGAGUGGAUAAACAAAGGAAAGACCCUAUUAACCUUUUACCACCAGCUUUGUAUAAACCUUGCUGUUCUUU
Castor canadensis (American beaver) is the source of this 2493-nucleotide messenger RNA. It is a transcript of the gene Ddhd2, whose product is annotated as DDHD domain containing 2. The record is from RefSeq and is a predicted model, not a curated record. Gene Ontology annotation, cellular component: cytoplasm; COPII-coated ER to Golgi transport vesicle. NCBI's taxonomy places the organism in Eukaryota, Metazoa, Chordata, Mammalia, Rodentia, Castoridae. Gene Ontology annotation, molecular function: protein binding; glycerophospholipase activity; metal ion binding.